Molecule: messenger RNA, 1570 nt
Organism: Rhinolophus ferrumequinum (greater horseshoe bat)
Lineage: Eukaryota; Metazoa; Chordata; Mammalia; Chiroptera; Rhinolophidae
Gene: AP4M1
Product: adaptor related protein complex 4 subunit mu 1
Exons: 15
Coding region: 163-1524 (453 amino acids)
Biological process (GO): protein targeting; Golgi to lysosome transport
Cellular component (GO): trans-Golgi network; cytoplasmic vesicle; clathrin adaptor complex
Source: RefSeq, a predicted model, not a curated record
UCUGAAGGGACAGAUUGGGCAAGGCUGGGCGGGCACCGGGUUUCCCGCGUUGGAGGAGAAUCGCUCUUAAAGGGCCAGUCCACGAGCGUCCUUUUGUUCCCGGGUAGCAGGAAGGGGCAGGCCCAACAUUCGAAGUCUCCUUGUCUACUCUCCAGAACGGCAAUGAUUUCCCAGUUCUUCAUUCUGUCCUCCAAGGGGGACCCGCUCAUCUACAAGGACUUCCGUGGGGAUAGUGGCGGCCGGGAUGUGGCCGAGCUCUUCUACCGGAAGCUGACGGGACUGCCCGGAGACGAGUCCCCGGUUGUCAUGCACCACGAAGACCGUCAUUUUAUUCACAUCAGACACAGCGGCCUGUAUUUGGUGGCCACGACUUCAGAAAACAUUUCUCCCUUCAGUCUCCUAGAGCUGCUCUCUCGGUUAGCCACUCUCCUGGGCGACUACUGUGGCUCCCUGGGUGAGGGCACCAUCUCCCGAAAUGUGGCGCUUGUCUAUGAACUCCUGGAUGAAGUGCUGGACUAUGGCUACGUACAGACCACAUCCACAGAGAUGCUGAGGAACUUCAUCCAGACCGAGGCUGUGGUCAGCAAGCCCUUCAGCCUCUUUGACCUCAGCAGUGUUGGCUUGUUUGGGGCUGAGACACAACAGAGCAAAGUGGCCCCGAGCAGUGCAGCCAGCCGCCCCGUCCUGUCCAGCCGCUCUGACCAGAGCCAAAAGAAUGAAGUGUUUUUGGAUGUGGUCGAGAGACUAUCUGUGCUGAUAGCAUCUAAUGGCUCGCUGCUGAAGGUGGACGUGCAGGGAGAGAUCCGACUCAAGAGCUUUCUUCCCAGUGGCUCUGAGAUGCGCAUUGGCUUGACAGAAGAGUUUUGUGUGGGCAAGUCAGAACUGAGAGGUUAUGGGCCGGGAAUUCGGGUGGAUGAGGUUUCGUUUCACAGCUCGGUGCACCUUGAUGAGUUUGAGUCUCACCGAAUCCUCCACUUGCAGCCACCUCAGGGCGAGCUGACUGUGAUGCGGUACCAACUCUCAGAUGACCUCCCUUCCCCGCUCCCGUUCCGGCUCUUUCCCUCUGUGCAGUGGGACCGAGGUUCUGGCAGGCUCCAGGUUUAUCUGAAGUUGCGAUGUGACCUGCCCCCAAAGAGCCAGGCUCUCAACGUCAGGAUGCACCUUCCCCUACCUCGAGGGGUGCUCAGCCUAUCUCAGGAGCUGAGCAGCCCAGAACAGAAGGCAGAGCUGGGGGAUGGAGCCCUUCGCUGGGACCUGCCUCGGGUGCAAGGCGGCUCUCAGCUCUCAGGCCUUUUCCAGAUGGACGUCCCUGGCCUGCCUGGGCCUCCCAGUCAAGGGCACUCCACCUCAGCCCCUCCUCUGGGGCUAGGCCCGGCAAGCCUCUCCUUUGAACUUCCCCGGCACACGUGCUCUGGCCUCCAGGUUCGCUUCCUCAGACUGGCCUUCAGACCCUGCAGCAACGCCAAUCCCCACAAGUGGGUGCGACACCUGAGCCACAGUGAUGCCUAUGUCAUUCGGAUCUGAGGCUCCCCAAAUGAGGACAUAGGCAGCAAAGGCGGUGGUCCGUGGC